Molecule: messenger RNA, 1022 nt
Organism: Corythoichthys intestinalis (scribbled pipefish)
Lineage: Eukaryota; Metazoa; Chordata; Actinopteri; Syngnathiformes; Syngnathidae
Product: oocyte zinc finger protein XlCOF15-like
Exons: 2
Coding region: 254-859 (201 amino acids)
Biological process (GO): regulation of transcription by RNA polymerase II
Molecular function (GO): RNA polymerase II cis-regulatory region sequence-specific DNA binding; DNA-binding transcription factor activity
Source: RefSeq, a predicted model, not a curated record
CCUCGUUCUUGGAAAGAACAACCAAGGCGAGAAGUUGGAUUGUUCGUCAACUCCGACUGCGCUUUUUUUUCUUUGCUCACCCACCGGUGCGCAAGACGUGAGCGUUGUGCUUUCGGUCGUUGACUAACUCGUUCGUCCCCGGGCUAUAUGAGCACGUUAUCUGCAAAAAAAGGAUGGCGGAUGUUAGCAACAUGCUAAAACGAGGAGAAGAGAAGAGAAGCGGCGACAAGGACGUUGACCAGCGGACGCACAAAUGGACUCUCGCACCAAAGGAAGUAAAGGGCACCGGUUAAAGAGCAAGAGGAGGAACGCACCAUCGACACUGGUCGACCGGCACCGCUUUCGGACACCGACCGACCGUCGGACGAGGACGCCGCCGUCUCCAAAGGAGCGUUCGAGUGUAAAAGAGCAAGUUGAAGAGGCACGUCGGCUGGCACGCCGGAGAAAAACUCUUCCGCUGCUCCGCGUCGGGCAAAUGCUUUUCUCAAAAUGGAAUCCUGAUGCGGCACGCCCGUACGCACACCGGAGAAAACCCUUCGGCUGUCCUUUCUGCGGCAAACGCGUCUCCUUGAAGGGCAGCCAGCUGAUGCACGUCCGCAUCCACGCCGGCGACAAGCCCUUCUCCUGCUCGGCCUGCGGCGCCAGCUUCGCGGUCCGCUCGGCGCUAGUCCAGCACGCCGGGGAGAGACCCUUCACCUGCUCCUUUUGCGACAAAACUUUCUCUCAAAAAGUCAGUCUGACCACGCACCGGAGAAGACUCACGGUAGAGAAGGCGUUCCGCUGCGACACUUGCGCCCAGAGCUUCGCUCACAGGUAUCAGCUCAACAAACACGCUUGUGAUGCCCGCCGGACGCCUUAAACACUCGAAGGAGACAUCGGACUGCUGCUUACUGUGGAAGAAUCCACUUCAACCGAAGGCGAUAAACUCUGAAAGCUUCCAAAAACCAAUGACUAGACAGUAGUGGCGCUGUGUUAGCCUUUCUUUCAAAUGAUGUGUCUGUUCUCCAAAUAAACAGAGGAAA